CUGCCCUGGGACUGAGUCUGCCUCGACCCUCUGCCACUGAAUGAAGCAUCUUCCAGGGGAGCAAGAGGAGCCGAGACAGCCAGAGAAGUGAGGGGCGGCCGGGCCAGCAUCUCGCCUCCUGUGGCAGAGUCUGAGACUCUGGACAGGUCAUCCUCAUGCCACUUGUAAAUAACAAAGUGGGCAAUGACUCCACAGUUGGCAAAGACCAGGCUUUGGCUGAUGGGAAGGCUUUGGUGGAUUCUCUCGUGAAGGUGGUGGCAUGUUACCGACACCUGGCCUCGUGUGUCGGCAGCUGCACCGACAGCCUGCAGCUGCGGGACGAGCUCCGGCAAACCCGAGAAAAGGCCCAGAAGUUGUCCGCCGCCAUCUGCCAGCAUCUCACGUCCCACCUCCGAGACAAGAGCCUUCCCGAGGACCAGCGCAAGGAGAUGGAGCUGCUCUGGGUGUCCUUCUCCUCCAGUCUAGAGCUCCUCCACGUUGACAUGUGCAAAGUUUUUAACGCCGGUGACCUUUUCCCCCUGGCUAACACUGCCACGCUGGUGAAAACUGGACUGCAGGGAGGAGGCACGGAGGUGGCAGCCCGGGCCCUGAGCGUCCCCGACCUGAACCAGGCCCCGGCCGCGGCCCUGCCCGACGGCCUGGAGAGCCAGGAGCGCAGCACCAUGGAGCAGGAGAUCGGCCGAAUCGACCACAUGAUCGACGACAUGGAGCUGAAGGUCAACGUUCUGCGCUGGAUGGUGGAGCCCCGCGGGCCGCAGUACGCCGACCCCCUCAGCAGCGCCGACAGCGCCUCCCUGGCUCUGCUGUCCGUGGACGAGGAGCAGCCGGGCCAGCAGCCCCUGUGCCAGCGCAGUCUGGUCUUUGUGCUCCUGCUGCUGUUCGCUCUGGUUUCGGUGGCGGUCACUUUAUCUGUGUGUAUAGUCCUUUUUUCAUGAACAAAA
Salarias fasciatus (jewelled blenny) is the source of this 941-nucleotide messenger RNA. It is a transcript of the gene rgs9bp, whose product is annotated as regulator of G protein signaling 9 binding protein. The record is from RefSeq and is a predicted model, not a curated record. Bases 156 to 935 code for a protein of 259 amino acids. NCBI's taxonomy places the organism in Eukaryota, Metazoa, Chordata, Actinopteri, Blenniiformes, Blenniidae. The transcript is spliced from 3 exons.